AGUUCUUCCUUGGGUGGCCUUGCCUGCUUGGUGUCUGGUGUGACUGUCUCAAGAUGCCUGAGCCAGGGAAGAAGCCAGUGUCAGCCUUCAGCAAGAAGCCACAGUCGGUGGAAGUGAGCAUGGGCGGUGCUGCUGUGUUUGAGGCUGAGACUGAGCGGGCAGGUGUGAAGGUGCGCUGGCAGCGGGAAGGCAGUGACAUCAGCGCCAGUGACAAGUACAGCUUGGCAGCAGAGGGCAAGCUGCAUAUGCUGACAGUGCAGGAUGUGGCUCCUGUGGAUCAGGGCUCCUAUGCAGUCAUCGCAGGCUCCUCCAAGGUCAAGUUUGACCUCAAGGUGACAGAGGCAGUCCCUCCAGAGAAGGCAGAGAAAGUGGCUCCCAGAAACCCCCGGAGAAGCACCUGCUCCAGUGACUGAGUUGGAAGGAAGCAUUCUGAGUCCCGAAGGGUCAAGCUCAAUAACUCCAAAUGACUUAGCCCCAGGGAGGCAGAAAGCCCCUGAUGACCCCAUAGGCCUCUUCCUGAUGCGGCCACAGGAUGGCGAGGUGUCUGUGGGUGGCAGCGUUACCUUCUCAGCCCGAGUGGCUGGGGCUAGCCUCCUGAAACCACCUGUGGUCAAGUGGUUCAAGGGCAAGUGGGUAGACCUGAGCAGCAAGGUGGGCCAGCACCUCCAGCUGCAUGACAGCUAUGACCGAGCCAGCAAGGUCUACCUGUUUGAGCUGCACAUCACAGAUGCCCAGGCCACUUCUGCUGGGGGUUACCGCUGUGAGGUGUCGACCAAGGACAAAUUUGACAGCUGCAACUUCAACCUCACAGUCCAUGAGGCCAUUGGCCCUGGAGACCUGGACCUCCGAUCAGCUUUCCGCCGCAUGAGCCUGGCUGGAGCAGGUCGGCGAACCAGUGACAGCCACGAGGAUGCUGGGACUCUGGACUUCAGCUCCCUGCUGAAGAAGAGAGACAGUUUCCGGAGGGACUCAAAGCUGGAGGCACCGGCUGAGGAGGACGUGUGGGAGAUCCUGAGACAGGCGCCCCCGUCAGAAUAUGAGCGCAUUGCCUUCCAGCAUGGAGUCACCGACCUGCGUGGCAUGCUAAAGAGGCUCAAGGGUAUAAAGCAUGAAGAGAAGAAGAGCACAGCCUUUCAGAAGAAACUGGAGCCGGCCUACCAGGUGAACAAGGGCCACAAGAUCCGGCUUACUGUGGAGCUAGCUGACCCAGAUGCUGAAGUCAAGUGGCUCAAGAAUGGUCAGGAGAUCCAGAUGAGUGGCAGCAAAUACAUCUUUGAGUCCAUUGGUGCCAAGCGCACAUUGACCAUCAGCCAGUGCUCACUGGCCGACGAUGCAGCCUAUCAGUGCGUAGUGGGGGAUGAGAAAUGCAGCACGGAGCUCUUUGUCAAAGAGCCCCCUGUGCUGAUCACUCGGCCACUGGAGGACCAACUGGUGAUGGUGGGACAGCGUGUGGAGUUUGAGUGUGAGGUGUCAGAGGAGGGGGCCCAAGUCAAAUGGCUGAAGGACGGGGUAGAACUGACUCGAGAGGAGACCUUUAAAUACCGGUUCAAAAAGGAUGGACAGAAACACCACCUGAUCAUCAACGAGGCCACACUGGAGGAUGCAGGGCAUUACGCAGUGCGCACCAGUGGGGGCCAGGCACUGGCUGAACUCAUUGUUCAGGAGAAGAAGCUGGAAGUAUACCAAAACAUCGCCGACCUGGCGGUGGGUGCCAAGGACCAGGCCGUGUUCAAGUGUGAGGUCUCAGAUGAAAACGUGCGUGGAGUGUGGCUGAAGAACGGGAAGGAACUGGUGCCUGACAGCCGCAUAAAGGUGUCCCAUAUUGGACGGGUCCACAAACUGACCAUUGACGACGUCACACCUGCUGAUGAGGCUGACUACAGCUUUGUGCCUGAAGGCUUUGCCUGCAAUCUGUCUGCCAAGCUCCACUUCAUGGAGGUCAAGAUUGACUUCGUGCCCAGGCAGGAACCUCCCAAGAUCCACCUGGACUGCCCAGGCUGCACACCAGACACCAUUGUGGUUGUGGCUGGGAACAAGUUACGCCUGGAUGUCCCUAUUUCUGGUGACCCUGCUCCCACUGUGGUCUGGCACAAGACCAUCACACAGGGGAAGAAGUCUCCAGCUAGGCCAGCCCCAGAUGCCCCAAAAGGGGCAGGUGCCAGUGACGAGUGGGUGUUUGAUAAGAAGCUGCUGUGUGAGACAGAGGGCCGGGUCCGUGUGGAGACCACCAAGGACCGUAGCAUCUUCACAGUUGAGGGAGCAGAAAAAGAAGAUGAGGGUGUCUACACUGUCACAGUAAAGAACCCUGUGGGCGAGGACCAGGUCAACCUCACAGUCAAGGUCAUCGAUGUGCCAGAUGCCCCUGAGGCCCCAAAGAUCAGCAACGUGGGUGAGGACUCCUGCACCGUGCUGUGGGAGCCGCCUGCCUAUGACGGUGGGCAGCCUGUGCUAGGCUACAUCCUGGAACGCAAGAAGAAGAAAAGCUACAGGUGGAUGAGGCUCAAUUUUGAUCUGCUGAGGGAGCUGACCCACGAGGCUAGGCGCAUGAUCGAGGGUGUGGCCUAUGAGAUGCGGGUCUAUGCAGUCAAUGCGGUGGGCAUGUCCAGGCCCAGCCCUGCUUCCCAACCCUUUAUGCCUAUCGGCCCCCCAGGUGAACCCACCCACCUGGCUGUGGAGGAUGUGUCUGACACCACUGUCUCACUCAAGUGGCGGCCUCCAGAGCGUGUGGGUGCAGGAGGUCUGGAUGGAUACAGUGUGGAGUACUGCCAGGAGGGCUGCUCUGAGUGGGUGGCUGCACUGCAGGGGCUGACAGAGCGUACUUCAUUGCUUGUGAAAGACCUGCCCACUGGGGCCCGGCUGCUGUUCCGAGUGCAGGCACACAACGUGGCAGGUCCUGGAGCCCCUGUCACCACCAAGGAGCCUGUGACAGUGCAAGAGAUCCUGCAACGGCCACGGCUGCAACUGCCCAGGCACCUGCGCCAGACCAUCCAGAAGAAGGUUGGGGAGCCCGUGAACCUCCUCAUCCCUUUCCAGGGCAAACCCCGACCUCAAGUAACAUGGACCAAAGAGGGGCAGCCACUGGCAGGUGAGGAAGUGAGCAUCCGUAACAGCCCUACAGACACCAUCCUGUUCAUCCGAGCUGCCCGGCGCACCCACUCAGGAACAUACCAGGUGACAGUGCGCAUCGAGAACAUGGAAGACAAGGCCACGCUGGUCCUGCAGAUUGUAGACAAGCCAAGCCCUCCCCAGGAUAUCCGGGUUACUGAGACCUGGGGUUUCAAUGUGGCUCUGGAGUGGAAGCCACCCCAAGAUGAUGGCAAUACAGAGAUCUGGGGUUACACUGUACAGAAAGCUGACAAGAAGACCAUGGAGUGGUUCACAGUCCUGGAGCAUUACCGCCGCACCCACUGUGUGGUGUCAGAGCUUAUCAUUGGCAAUGGCUAUUACUUUAGGGUGUUCAGUCAUAACAUAGUGGGUUCCAGUGACAGAGCUGCUACCACCAAGGAGCCUGUCUUUAUUCCCAGACCAGGCAUCACAUAUGAGCCACCCAAGUACAAGGCUCUGGACUUCUCCGAGGCCCCAAGCUUCACCCAGCCCUUGGCAAACCGAUCCAUCAUUGCAGGCUACAAUGCCAUCCUCUGCUGUGCUGUCCGGGGUAGUCCUAAGCCAAAGAUUUCCUGGUUCAAGAAUGGUCUGGACCUGGGAGAAGAUGCCCGUUUCCGCAUGUUCAGCAAGCAAGGAGUACUGACCCUGGAGAUCAGAAAGCCCUGCCCCUAUGAUGGGGGUGUCUAUGUCUGUAGGGCCACCAACUUGCAGGGCGAGGCACAGUGUGAAUGCCUCCUGGAGGUGCGAGUGCCUCAGUGAUCAGGUUGGUGCUCUAGAGAUGGCCAGGUACAAUUGGAUGCCAGCCUGUAUGCCAGGAGCCCAGAAGGGAAGCUGGAGGAGUGUCUCAUCCCAUC
Messenger RNA from Nannospalax galili (Upper Galilee mountains blind mole rat), 3959 nucleotides. It is a transcript of the gene Mybpc3, whose product is annotated as myosin binding protein C, cardiac. Lineage: Eukaryota; Metazoa; Chordata; Mammalia; Rodentia; Spalacidae. The transcript is spliced from 36 exons. The record is from RefSeq and is a predicted model, not a curated record. Gene Ontology annotation, molecular function: protein binding. Bases 520 to 3864 code for a protein of 1114 amino acids.